AUGACUGACAUCGGUUCUCGUCCGGCCACAAGGACUAUUGAGUCAAUUUGUACAAUUGCUGGCACAAAGAUUCCUAGUGUACCACCUAUUCCACCUGAUUCCGUCCCAAAUCUCGAGUCUAUUCGGAAAGUCUACGACAUUGCCUUUGCUCCUGGUCUUGACAAGCUCUUGGAGGCCGACCAGUCAAAAUGGUUUGCAAGGGAAGGGUUUCCUCUACUCUGUGCGGAUCGGACUCAACUGGGCAACAUGUUGGCGUAUCUGACUCUGGUUAGUAACCAUGCAGACACGCCUACCGAAAAUGCGACCUUGGCUAGUCAAGAAGCACGAGUGACCUGGGCAUUGCUUGAGCUGUGCAUCAGACCGGCGCAUGACGGUGACGAGGAGGCAGACAGACUCACCCACCGGUGCCGAGUGUUAGGUGCGAUCCUGACUGGUGAACCAUUUAGCGGUCCGACAGCAUCGAUGGCCGAUUUUGUCCAUCAAGAGGAGGCAGAACCAGAACCGAAAACAAGUGCGCUUGAAAAGCAGCUUGCUAGGAGAUCUGAAGAGUUCUGGAAAUUGGUUGAAGCGGCUGCUGCAAGUCAGAUGGCUGAUGGUUCUGGCUUGUCAGCUGCCGCUGUGAGACAAUGCCGACCUUAUCUUGACGGGAUGGAGAGCAGAGACAUCAUCUACAGCAUCAUGUUACUGGCGUCAGGGGCCAAUGGCAACCUUACUUCCGAACGAGAAUUGGCAAAGAGAUACCUGGAAACUCAGGCAAAUGGACGAGCUACGAAUCAAGUCUUUGCGACUCUUUCUGGCAUGGCGUUGAGGGCGUUUGAGGGCUAA
Molecule: messenger RNA, 825 nt
Organism: Cladophialophora psammophila CBS 110553
Lineage: Eukaryota; Fungi; Ascomycota; Eurotiomycetes; Chaetothyriales; Herpotrichiellaceae
Exons: 1
Coding region: 1-825 (274 amino acids)
Source: RefSeq, a predicted model, not a curated record